CAGCCGGUCCUAACAGAAAAAAAGAAUAAAAAACAUAAAAGAAGAUGAGCCCAAAUAUCUCCGUUUGCUGUUUAUCUCUGCUCUUAGUGCUUAAUUUCGUUGGAGCUAAAGACGUUUCUGAUCUACAGAGAUUGAAGCAGCUUCUGGAAAAGGAGAUUAAUGUCGCGCCAUACUACUCCUCGGAGGAGAUGGAGGUGGAAAUUAAAGAUGGAAACACAGACAAGUCGGUGUUCGGAGCUUCCGAGGAACAGCCGUGGGACUCCUCCGACCCCAGCAACUCUGCGCUGGCGGCCAAACAAAGCGUCCUCGCGCUUCUCUUCAAAGACCUCGUGAGGACCUCCAAGCGCUCGUGGAACCGGUACAAGAAAGGCGGGCUGAGGAGCUGCUUUGGUGUCCGGUUAGAUAGGAUCGGUUCCUUCAGCGGGCUGGGAUGCUGAAUGUGUGGAUGACGCAGAGUUUUCCCAUCUGCACAUCAGUGUGACCAUAAGCUCCUCUGACACUCAAAAAGCUUUGACUGACACUUUGAUGGGCGAUUAUUUCAGUCUCUCCUGUCUAUGGUUCUCAUUCAGAACUGUGAUUUCCUUGUUCAUGUGUGAGCUGUUAAUAAAUGAUUGUAAAAGUAUUUAUUAUUUAUUAUUUUCUUGUUGAAUAAAGAGGAGUUGCCUUGUAACAGA
Molecule: messenger RNA, 674 nt
Organism: Thunnus maccoyii (southern bluefin tuna)
Lineage: Eukaryota; Metazoa; Chordata; Actinopteri; Scombriformes; Scombridae
Gene: nppal
Product: natriuretic peptide A-like
Exons: 3
Coding region: 45-437 (130 amino acids)
Cellular component (GO): extracellular region
Molecular function (GO): hormone receptor binding; hormone activity
Source: RefSeq, a predicted model, not a curated record